Messenger RNA from Lontra canadensis (Northern American river otter), 2640 nucleotides. RefSeq names its product cytochrome b-245 heavy chain (gene CYBB). The record is from RefSeq and is a predicted model, not a curated record. The transcript is spliced from 13 exons. Gene Ontology annotation, biological process: defense response; superoxide anion generation. Gene Ontology annotation, cellular component: plasma membrane; NADPH oxidase complex. Bases 80 to 1792 code for a protein of 570 amino acids. Gene Ontology annotation, molecular function: superoxide-generating NAD(P)H oxidase activity. NCBI's taxonomy places the organism in Eukaryota, Metazoa, Chordata, Mammalia, Carnivora, Mustelidae.
UGCUGUUUUCAUUUCCUCAUGGGAAGAAGAAGCAGAGCAAAGAAGAGAAGCAGACACAAGGCAUUGAACGUCUGUCACCAUGGGGAACUGGAUUGAGAAUGAAGGGCUCUCCAUCUUUGUCGUCCUGGUAUGGCUGGGGAUGAACGUCUUCCUCUUCAUCCGGUUCUACAGGUUUUAUGACAUUGGACCUCAGUACCAUUACACUCGAAAACUUCUUGGGUUUGCGCUGCCAUUGGCCAGGGCCCCUGCAGCCUGCCUGAAUUUCAACUGCAUGCUGAUUCUGCUGCCAGUCUGUCGAAAUCUGCUCUCCUUCCUCAGGGGUUCCAGCGCGUGCUGUUCCACAAGAAUUCGAAGACAACUGGACAGGAACCUCACUUUCCAUAAAAUGGUGGCGUGGAUGAUUGCACUUCACACUGCGAUUCAUACCAUUGCCCAUCUGUUUAAUGUGGAGUGGUGUGUGAAUGCCCGAGUCAACAAAUCUGAUAGCUAUUCAAUAGCACUCUCUAGACUUGGAGAUAAACCUGGUGAAACUUACCUCAAUUUUGCUCGAGAGGAAAUCCCGAAUCCUGAGGGAGGCCUGUAUGUGGCUGUGACCCGCGUGGCCGGCAUCACUGGUAUCGUGAUCACCCUGUGCCUCAUACUAAUUAUCACCUCCUCUGCCAAAACCAUCCGGAGGUCUUACUUUGAAGUGUUUUGGUACACGCACCAUCUUUUUGUGAUCUUCUUCAUUGGCCUCGCCAUCCAUGGAGCUGAGCGAAUUGUUCGCCAGCAAACCCAAGAGAGUUUAGACAAAGACAACCCUGAAAAGUGUGACAAAGACCCCUCAGAAUGGGGAAAACCAGGAAAAUGUGCAAUCCCACAGUUCGCUGGGAACCCUCCUAUGACGUGGAAAUGGAUAGUGGGUCCCAUGUUUCUGUAUCUCUGUGAGAGGCUGGUACGGUUUUGGCGAUCUCAACAGAAGGUGGUCAUCACCAAGGUGGUCACUCACCCUUUCAAAACCAUCGAGCUACAGAUGAAGAAGAAGGGAUUCAAGAUGGAGGUGGGACAAUACAUUUUUGUCAAGUGCCCCAAGGUGUCCAGGCUGGAGUGGCACCCUUUCACACUGACCUCCGCCCCUGAGGAAGACUUCUUCAGCAUCCAUAUUCGGAUCGUUGGGGACUGGACGGAAGGACUUUUCAAUGCUUGUGGCUGUGAUAAGCAGGAGUUUCAGGAUGCUUGGAAACUACCUAAGAUAGCUGUGGACGGGCCCUUCGGCACAGCCAGUGAAGAUGUGUUCAGUUAUGAGGUGGUGAUGUUAGUGGGAGCAGGGAUUGGGGUCACACCCUUUGCAUCCAUUCUCAAGUCUGUCUGGUACAAAUACUGCAACAACGCCACAAAUCUGAGACUCAAAAAGAUAUACUUCUACUGGCUGUGCCGGGACACACACGCCUUUGAGUGGUUUGCGGACUUGCUGCAGCUUCUAGAGACCCAGAUGCAGGAGAGGAACAACGCCGGCUUCCUCAGCUAUAACAUCUAUCUCACGGGCUGGGAUGAGUCUCAGGCCGAUCACUUUGCUGUGCACCAUGACGAGGAGAAAGAUGUGAUCACAGGCCUGAAACAAAAGACCUUGUAUGGACGACCCAACUGGGAUAAUGAAUUCAAGACAAUCGCGAGUCAACACCCAAAUACCAGAAUAGGAGUUUUCCUCUGCGGACCUGAAGCCUUAGCUGAAACCCUCAGUAAACAGUGCAUCUCCAACUCUGAGUCUGGCCCCCGGGGAGUGCAUUUCAUUUUCAACAAGGAAAACUUCUAACUGCUGUCUUCUCGUGAGAUCAGUGUGGGUUAUGCCACCAAGUACCUAACCCAAUAAUGCUAGCUGAUCAUGUAAGUCCCGCCCCCAUCCUUAAAAAAAGAGAGAAAAUGAAGCUAUAAGGGGAAGGUUUUCCCUGAAAGGAAUGUUAAAGAUCGUUUGAUAGUGAUAAUUCGCAUUCGUAUGGGGCUUUAUGGUUUUCAGAGCACUUUUACAAACUUGAUUUCAUGUUUCACUCACAAUAAUGCCAGAGAAAGGUAGGGCAAGGGUUCCUGGACUCAGUAUUUAGGAUUAAAAAAAAAUAGGGACUCAAAAUGGGGAAGUAACUUCCCAAAGAUUCUGAAGCGUGGACCACAUCUAGUCCAUACAGCCCCAGGUUUGGGGGUCUUUCUGUGAUACCAGGCCGCCUAGAGAUAGGCUCAUGUACUCCCCAAAAGAAGCAACAAUCCAGGGAGUGGCCAUUCAUUUUCCGUCUUGUGUUAUCUUUGUAAUCAUUGUCGUCAUAGUGAAUGAAAUCUUCCAAAUAUUUAGGAGAUAAUAUAUGCCAAGAAGGAUUGAACACUUAAGAGUGACAGGAUGGCCAUCAGAGCAUUUACAAGGAUGUUUGGCAGAGUGGAUACUCAGUGAAAGUUUACUGAAUGAAUGAAUGAAUGAAAAGACAUUUAGAACCAUAUAAGGCCCAAGUCGAAAUAAUUUAAAGUCUUAAACUAAGAAUUGUGCCAAAGAUUUAUCCGGUAUGCCCAGCUACUUUAAAAUAGCACCUACCCCUUGUUUUAUUUAAAUACACACACAAAAUGGCUCUUACUUGUGUGAAUACUGGUUUAUUUUUACAUCAUCUUCAUCAUCAUCAU